This is a messenger RNA of Blepharisma stoltei, 1335 nucleotides long. NCBI's taxonomy places the organism in Eukaryota, Ciliophora, Heterotrichea, Heterotrichida, Blepharismidae. The record is from the annotation of a GenBank genome assembly.
AUGUGUCCUGCAUUUCUCAGUCUUGAUGCAAGACACAAAGAAAAAUCAGCAGAAGAACUGACUGGUGAUCAAGAAAUCUUAUCUUAUCUUAUCUUAUAGAAUUUAUAUCGCUUAACGUCCACUACGGGGUUACAACUCCAGGUUUAUCACUCGCCUUUCGUCGCAUCGGGCCCACCAGCCUGCUGGAGACAGACUCGCUUCGAUCACCAAGGGUGCUUCUAGGGCAAAUGUCCACGUCUUCGACGGCUCAUAGAUGAGCUACUUGCUUGUACAUGGGUUGCUUUUCCGAAAAACCCAAAAAAUGGAUUUUUCUGGUCGGCUAUCGGCAAAAAGGAAAAAUGCAAAAGCCUGGGACGUAACGCCCAGUUUCACGCUAGGGAGUUGCCCGAAUGGUCCAGAGGACUUUGCUGGGCUUCCCCUUUCCAACCUUACACCUUCCUUCCCCACGAGGAAAAAUCCACCCCUGAGAACAGACUAGGGCUAGGCUCUGAAAGCUACCAGAAUUGCUUACCUAGCAUUGCAGUCCAUCUCUGAAAUGGUAAAACCUUGCCGGAUAUAAUUAAAAUAUAAGUCGAGGAUGUAUGGCCGGGAGGCCAUACCUAGACGAAGACGCCAUAUUUUAAUUAUGGUGAUCAAGAAAUCACUGAAGAAAUUUCUGUCAAAAAACUUAUUAUUGGUGGCUUAUUUUCAAGAAUCCCUAUAUUUUACGUCCUUGGAGUGGUUGCUGCACUAAUUCCAGGAAUUAAGUGGCUUUUUGUCUACGAUGACUCUCCACUUUUAGCUAUUUAUGAUUCGUUAUUUACUCUAGGAUAUUGUGGUGUGAUACUAUCACAAUUAAUAGUAGGCAGUAACAUUUAUUUAUUCAAACCUACAGAUAAACACAUAAGUAUACAGUUUUUAGUAAUAAGCUCUAUUAUGAAAAACGUAUUUUAUACUGCGAUUUGGCUGUAUUUAACAGUUUUACUAUGAAAUUUAGGGGUCUUUGGAGGCAAUAGAGUCAUCGCCUAUGUAGUUUUCAUAGCCCAGUCUUCUCCUGUAGCGACACUAGUGGUGCUGCUUUGUCAAGUGCUAAAAACUGGCAUAAAAGAAAUUACUGUUAUUUUGAUAUGGCAUUAUCUAUCAGCGCCUUUAUUUUUAAUGCUGUAUUCAUAUGCAUUCUUUAUUUAUAUCUGUUUGUCAAGAAUAGCCCACUAAGGAGCAUUUUUGGUUCACCAUUCUUAAAUUUGGGUAGCCAGAAAAUAUGGCAUGCCAACGAAUUUGGCAAGCCAGCUAUUGUCCGGCCAACCAAAAAAUACUUCUUAGUGGGCUAUUCUUGGUAAAUAAGUAUAUAUCUAA